AGAUGGCAGUGGAGACGGUGGAGCUCCAUAAGCUGGAGCUUGCUGAACUAAAGCAAGAAUGUCUUGCUCGUGGUUUGGAGACCAAGGGAAUAAAACAAGAUCUCAUUAACAGGCUCCAGGUAUAUCUUGAAGAGCAUGCUGAAGAGGAGGCGAAUGAAGAAGAUGUACUGGGAGAUGAAACAGAGGAAGAAGAACCAAAGCCCAUAGAACUGCCUGUCAAAGAGGAAGAACCCCCUGAAAAAACUGUUGAUGUGGCAGCAGAGAAGAAGGUGGUAAAAAUUAUAUCUGAAAUGCCACAAACUGAGAGAAUGCACGAGAGGGCUGAACGAUUCAAUGUACCCGUGAGCUUGGAGAGUAAGAAAGCUGCUCCGGCAGCUAGGUUUGGGAUUGCUUCAGUUCCAACAAAAGAUCUGUCAUCUGACACCAAGCCUAUGGUUAACCUGGAUAAGCUAAAGGAAAGAGUACAAAGAUUUGGUUUGAAUGUCUCUUCAAUCUCUAGAAAUGUUAGUUUUUUCAAUGCUGCAGAUUGAA
Sciurus carolinensis (gray squirrel) is the source of this 531-nucleotide messenger RNA. RefSeq names its product SAP domain-containing ribonucleoprotein-like. Bases 3 to 530 code for a protein of 175 amino acids. The record is from RefSeq and is a predicted model, not a curated record. Gene Ontology annotation, biological process: poly(A)+ mRNA export from nucleus. The transcript has a single exon. Lineage: Eukaryota; Metazoa; Chordata; Mammalia; Rodentia; Sciuridae. Gene Ontology annotation, cellular component: nucleus.